GCAUGCACAGGCUCAUCGGGCUCCUCAGGAGCGUGCGGGAGCGCUCGACGUCCGGCAGCGCUUCCGCGCCCGGCGCCGCCGGGGCCUCCGAGCUCCGGGAGAAGGGCCAGGGCGCGCUGCACAGCGCGGCCGCCAGCGGUGACCUGGCCGAACUGCAGCGGCGCUGGUGGUGGUGGCAGAGACUCCGCAUCAACAGGCGGGACGCGAAGAAGCAGACGCCUCUGCAUCUUGCUUGCGCGAAUGGCCAUGCAGACGUUGUGCGAUUUCUAGCAGGAAAGAAGUGCCAGCUAAACCCUCGUGACAGCUUGAAGAAAUCGCCGCUGAUGAAGGCAGUAGACCACCAGCACAAAGACUGUGUGACUAUUCUGCUGGAGCACGGUGCCAAACCCAACCUCAAAGGUGCUGGCGGCAACACUGCCCUUCACAUGGCUGCUGUCAUUCCUAGCAAACCUCUAGUGGAGCUGUUACUUGAGCACAAUGCCCAUAUCGAUGCUCAGAAUGAGUUGGGGUACACUCCGCUUACUCUUGCGAUCACCGAGCGCUGUGAAGAGAUGGUUGAGUUCCUUCUCCAAAAAGGAGCUGACGUGCAUGCUCGAGAUAAGCAUGAAAGGACCCCUCUUAUGAUUGCUGUUCUUGCUGGGAAUAUGAAUACAAUAAAAAGCCUUCUUCGACAUGGUGCUGAUCUUUCUCAUCAAGACUGUAUUGGCAAGCAAGCUACGCACUAUGCCAGAGAGUUAACGCUUUACACCAAUAUUGCUGAGCAACUGGAGGAAUACAUCAGGUGUGAAAUGACAGGAGAAUGUUCUGCGGGAGGCACAGAAGGCCCAGCAGUACUGGACAGCUUUUGCGCUGGGACAGCUGCUCAUUGUCCCUUGGGGGACCUGCAAUGA
Grus americana (Whooping crane) is the source of this 890-nucleotide messenger RNA. RefSeq names its product ankyrin repeat domain-containing protein 7-like. NCBI's taxonomy places the organism in Eukaryota, Metazoa, Chordata, Aves, Gruiformes, Gruidae. The record is from RefSeq and is a predicted model, not a curated record. Bases 3 to 890 code for a protein of 295 amino acids. The transcript is spliced from 6 exons. Gene Ontology annotation, molecular function: protein binding.